Messenger RNA from Arabidopsis arenosa, 1284 nucleotides. The record is from the annotation of a GenBank genome assembly. NCBI's taxonomy places the organism in Eukaryota, Viridiplantae, Streptophyta, Magnoliopsida, Brassicales, Brassicaceae.
CAACUAUGUGCAUUGCUCUCUCUCUCUUUCUGCUUUUUAAAUUUUUUGUCAGAAUCUAAAAACCUAAAGGCUUUGAUUUAUUAAGCCCAACAAAAAAAUGGGCCGAAACUUCCAAGCCCAGGUUGAAGAAGAUGAAGAAGAACAAAGCAUCCAUGGAAGCUACUCAUCCUCCACCGCAGUUGCCAUCUCUCUCUGACCUUGAAGCUCGGAUGCAAAUCCUGCGUGAGUCUGGUUUUGAAGAAAGCCAAGGAGAUGAUGAUACGUUUGCUCAACGAGCUGAAUGGUUUUACCAGAGACGACCUCUACUUCUCUCGCUUUGUCUUGACCUGUACAACGGCUACGUCACUCUCUUGGGUCGUUCUUCUCAUCAGACCAGACUUAAACCCACUACUUCUCUUCCGAACCAGCUUCUCCAAGAUGAUGAUGACUGCAUUUCAGACCUUGAUUCCGUCAGUGAGAUCAGUUCCGAAGUCGAAAGCACCUUAUCCUUUCAACAGAUGCAAGAUUCUGCUGCGGUUUCAGAGAAAGUUGAGGAGCUGGUAUCCCAACUUGUGACAGCAAGCUUGGACAAAGAGAUUCUGAAACACGAGUUACUUUACAAGGAGCAACAGUUUCAUGAAGCCUCCAAGACUAUAGAGCUGUUGAAGAAGUUUGUCAUGUUGCUGGAGAUGGAGAAGGAAGUGGCUGUGGAGGAAAACGCUAAUCUUGGCUACAAACUCACUUCUCUCUUGGAGGAAAACAGAGAGCUAGCGACUGAGGCGUUGUUCAUGAAGAACGAAGCUGUUGGGCUCGCUAGGUGUGUGCUUAAGAUGAGAGAUGACCACUUUCACAAGGUCUGCAUUCUCCAGAACCGCAUCUACUCGCUUCAGGAAUCCAGGAACUCAGAACCUGUCUCUGAUAAGGUCUCAUCCGGAUGCUUUGGCCUGGAUAAGCAUAAGACCAAAAAGAAGAAGGAGAGCAAAACCGAAGAGAAGACUGGAUUCAAGUGGUUGAACAAGCUGAACACCAUUAACCUGUUUACAAAGCGCAGCCUUAACCCAUCAGCUGCUGCUCCUUCAUGCUGCACUUUCGACAAGCCUAAUUAGCUUAAUCCUUUGGUGUAUUAGUAAACUAAGAACAAUGCAUACAUGACUAUGUAUGUUCUAUCGCCUUAUUAGGUUUCAUGCUUUUCAGUGCAUCGCCCUGAUGCACAGUUUGUUGUAUCCUGCAAACAAUCUGUGACUCCUCGAUCUACAUAUGUAUGGUUUUCAUGACUUACUUAUCUAGUAAACACAACAAUGUCAU